AUGACCUGGACACGACUCGCCGCCGUCGGCCACGGCUCCUCCGCCACCGUCUACCUCGCCUCCGCCGCCCCUUCCGGAGACGUUUUUGCUGUCAAGUCCGCCGAGCUUCCCGAAUCGGAGUUCUUGAAAACAGAGCAGAGGAUUCUUUCUUCUUUGUCCCACCCUUCCAUUGUGAGCUACAGGGGAUUCGAUGUAACGAGAGAGAAUGGGAAGCUGAUGUAUAAUCUCUUCAUGGAGUACGCCACCGGCGGCACACUCGCCGACGAAAUUCUCCGGUGCGACGGCUGGAUUAAAGAGACGGCGGCGGGAUUCUACACGCGUCAAAUUGUGAAAGGAUUGGAGUAUUUGCACAAAAGGGGUUUGGUGCAUUGCGAUAUUAAAGCUAAGAAUAUUUUAAUCGGGGAAGAUGGUUUGAAGAUUACGGAUUUCGGAUGCUCGAAAUGGGUUAAUGAACCGGCGGCUAUCGGUGGAACGCCCAUGUUCAUGGCGCCGGAAGUAGCACGUGGGGAAAAACAGGGGAUUUCCUCUGACAUUUGGUCACUUGGGUGUACUUUAAUCGAAAUGGUCAAUGGUGCUCCACCGUGGCCAACCGACGGCGACCCAGUUUCAGUGCUGUACCGGAUAGGAUAUUCCGGCGAGUCGCCGGAAAUUCCAAGCUUUCUAUCGGAGAAAGCGAAGGAUUUUCUGGGAAAAUGCUUGAGAAGAAACCCAACAGAACGCUGGAGCGCGAGCCAGCUUCUUGAACAUCCAUUUUUAGAGGACACGAAUUCUGAGUGGUUCGAGGAAUCCAAGGAAUUAGAUUCAAAUUCUCCGACAAGUAUCUUGGAUCAAGGCGUUUGGAAUUCCCAAAGUGAGCUGAAAACAGAGGAAUGGGACGACGACAGAAUCAGACGGCUGUCGAUGUUCCGGUGGGAAAUCAAGUGGGAAUCGGACGGUGAGAAUUGGAUGACGAUCAGAGGAAGGUGCGUGGACGGUGAAGAUGAGGCGGAAUCCAUUAGUGGGCAAACCAAAAGCUUGGAAUUGUUUGAUAGAACAGUUAGGUUUAGAGUAAGUGAUGAUGUAAUUAGUGAUCUUGUUUCAUUAAUUAGUUGAGUUUGGUAGAUUUUGAGGAA
Messenger RNA from Cucurbita maxima (winter squash), 1112 nucleotides. RefSeq names its product mitogen-activated protein kinase kinase kinase 18-like. The record is from RefSeq and is a predicted model, not a curated record. The transcript has a single exon. The coding region runs from base 1 to 1092 and encodes 363 amino acids. Gene Ontology annotation, molecular function: protein kinase activity; ATP binding. Lineage: Eukaryota; Viridiplantae; Streptophyta; Magnoliopsida; Cucurbitales; Cucurbitaceae. Gene Ontology annotation, biological process: protein phosphorylation.